ACGCAACAGAAAUUGAAACUUCGCUUGAUCUUGUUAACUUAAAUCCGGAUGCUUCCUCGUUUCACCACAAAACUCUGUUCGUUUUCUUCGUGAUAUGACUUUAAUUUGAAGUAUUUCUGCGCGCAUCUCUUGUGGAUCGGAGCCGCGCUUAUCCGCUCAUCACGUCUUGUUGCGUCUAUAAAAAGUUUCCGACUGACAACCUGUCAGACAGAGCAUCAGUACCCGGUUGACCCGGUACCACGGUGGUACCGGGUCUUAUGAAAAUUAGGUACCGACAACUUUUUUAUUUUUAGGUACCGACUUGGACCCGAAGUACCGGUACUUUUGACAACACUAAUAAAAUAUAUAAGUGUAAACAUGUUGACGAUAAAUGAAAACGUCAACUAUCUAUUAUUAAAACUGAAGGGGCUCUACCAACAAAACUCGGCUGUAAAAAUGAUUACAUCGAGGUUUAAAUUGACUAGAUUUGCCCAUGAAAACAAAAAACAGUGCGUCUCUCGCCUGUGAUGGCGUCAUGACGCAACUGCGUGCGUGCCCCACGUGCAGAUGUUUACGUCCUCCUCUUCGUGACGUCAGCGGACAGUCUUCGACUAGUCGGAUGAGAAACAUUCGCGAUGUUAAAGAUGCGGAUUAGCGCACAAAACGCGAAACUCGCGGCGGAUGUCACUGCGGCAACGCGGGAGGGAGACGCGCAGCGUUUGUUCGGGUAGAAUCGCGCGGCAGUAAAUGAAUGCGGCCGCUCGUACGACGCUUUGCGGAUUUUUGAAGGAUUUGAGAGACGGACCCCCCUUCAGUCGCCGCACGCGUUUGACGCUUGUAAACAGAGACGCGCACGUGACCGCGCACAAAGGCCUCGCGAGCGAGCGGCAGGUGUAAAUAAGCGAUGCGUGCUUUAACGGACACGUCCAGACACCCGACGAGUUUGAAGGAAAGAAACCCGCGGUUGUUUAACGUUAUUAACGGUCGAUCCGCGCGUCCGAGUGCGUUCAUCCGUGUGCGCUCGUUCAUUUAACUGCGCGCCUUUUGUUUUUGUUCCGUCCCGGGAUCGAGGAGACAUGUCAUUUGCGAUGGAGGACACUCUGGAGUCCGGCUGGGUUUCGGUUCGGCCGAAUGUUUUUGAGGAGAAAGAAAAGCACAAGUUCGUCUUCAUCGUCGCGUGGAACGAGAUCGAGGGAAAGUUCGCGGUCACGUGCCACAACCGAACCGUCCAGAAACGGACCGCCGUGCGGGACUCGCUGCUCGAGACGGCCGAGGGCGACGUGACGGAAGACAAGCAGCGGGCGGGUUCGCCGAGGAGUCCCAGCAGAGACAGGCCUCCUCAGAAGAGCCCGGCCCGAGAGAGGACUGACGUAACGGUAUCCGGUUUGGGAAAAGACGCCAAAUCGAGCCAAAGUCCGAGCAAAGCGGCCGGGACCUCCGAAAGCGGUGACGUGGAGCUGCUGGACGAAUCUCCAGAGGUCCUGGACGAUCUGGACCAGAACCUCCGAGAGGACUCGAGCUGGGCCGGACUCUUCUCGUUCCAGGACAUGCGCGCCGCUCACGUGCAGUUGUGCGCCGUCACCUCGGACCUGGAGCCGUGUCUGCCCGCCUUCCCCGAGGAGCAGGCGGCCGUGUGGUCGGUUCUGUUCGGGGUUCCGAAGAUGAGCGCGCGCGACAUGGAGGCGCUCUGCUUCCAGCUGCAGGUGUAUCUGGGUCACGCGCUGGACACGUGCGGAUGGAGGAUCCUGUCUCAGGUUCUGUUUCCGGACAGCGACGAUUCUGAGGAGUACUACGAGAGUCUGAGUGAACUGAGACGUAAGGGCUUCGAGGACGCGCUUCAGAGGUCCAAAAAACACCUGCACGAGGUAAAACUCGCGCACAAACACUGCAACAGUUUUGUGAUGUGUCAGAUCUCUCUGGAGACGGAGCGUCUGGGUCCGCGGCGCGUGGAUUCUCUGAGGAGAGAGGAUGAGGACUGGCAGAGGAAAGCUCAUGCAGCUGUUCUGUCCAUACAGGAUCUGACCGUCAAAUACUUUGAAACCACGGCACGAUCACAGAAGGUGAUGUACGAGCGCAUGCGUGCUGACCAGAGGAAGUUCGGGAAAGCUGCGUGGGGUGCAGCAGUGGAGCGCAUGGAGAAACUACAGUACGCCGUCUCCAAAGAAACACUGCAACUGAUGCGUGCCAAAGAGAUCUGCUUAGAACAGAGAAAACACAGACUCAGAGAGGAGAUGCAGGGGCUGCAGGGCGGUGAGGAUGCUGUGCUGCAUCUGGAUCAGUUGGAGUCGCUGUACUAUGAGCUUCAGUUGCAGCUCUACGAGAUUCAGUUUGAGAUCCUCAAGUAUGAAGAGCUGCUGUUGACUGCGCAGCUGCAGAGUCUGCGCAGACAGAUGAGCGAGAGACAGGAGGAGGUGGUUUACUACGACACCUACGAGAGCCCGGACGCCAUGAGAGCCACGGACGACCCCGCCACCCCUCUGACGCCUCCCAUUGACGAUGUCACCAAGUUACAGCAGAGGACUCGUCAGCUGGAGGCCAGAAGAGGCCGCAUCACCGCCAAGAAAGCCUACCUCAAAAACAAGAAGGAGAUCUGCGUCAUCAAUCACACUCAGAAACGACAGCAGCGUCAGAGCGGCCCCGAGCCUUUUUCCCAGCAGGCUUUGCAGCAGGAUGAAGAGGAGGCAGAGGAGCAGAGAAUCGCCAGAGUCGGUCAGGACAGGCAGAGAACUCUGGACCGUCUGCGCACAUUUAAACAGCGCUACCCGGGUCAGGUGACCCUCAAGUCCACACGUCUGCGACUGGCAUAUUCCAGGAAGAAAAGCGUCCAACCCGCUGCGAGAGCCGAGCAGCCGCAGACACAGGCCGCCAGCGUGCAGACGGAUGACACCCCCGCUCCUCUCGAGCAUUCCUCAGGAGUACCGGAGCUCUGCAGACCCGACGGUUUCCUCUCUCUGCCUCCGACGGGCAUUGAGCUCCUCCCUCCCGCAGCCGCACACGGGUCACUGCCUCCUGCCAGAGAACUGCUGCUGCUCGACUCAUCCACAUCACCCAUCUCUCCUCCUCCUCCGCCACCACCCCCUCCACCACCUCCUCCGCCGCCCCCCUCUCUGGAAGACUCGCCCGCAGAGGGCCAGGGCCCGGCGGGUAGCCCGGUGCGGCAGCACAAAUCGGAGAGCCCCCUCGCCCCGUUCUCCGCCCGCUUCUUCGACAGCAGUCAGCUGGAGACCGCCCGGAAGAGGCUGAAGAAGACGGCGUCCCUGGAGUCCAACCAGUGGAGGAGAGCCAGUUCUCCCAUGGAUGAGGUUCUGGCCAGUCUGAAGCGCGGCAGCUUUCACCUGCGGAAGGCCGAGCUGCGCAUCCUGGCUCCGGAUCCGGACGAGGAUGAUGGGAAUAAUAUCCUGGCACAGAUCCGCAAGGGCGUGAAGCUGCGUAAAGUCCAAGGACACGAGCGCGGUUCGAAGGGCAGUGAGCCAUCUGACUCCCUGACGCGCAGCAUCCACGAGGCGCUGAGGCGCAUUAAAGAGGCGUCGCCCGAGUCCGACUCCGAUGAGGAGACGCUGCCGUCCAGUGAGUGGGAGAGCUGAACCUCUGCUCAGGAGCGUGUGUGUGACCCAAACACACACACAGCUGAAGAACUACACAACAACCUCCACUCAAUCGCCCCCUCUCUCACUGACUCACUUUGUUAUUUUUACGUAUUACUCAUGAAUUCCAUUAACGUGUGGAGGAGGAUUUGAGCCUUGUUGAAGAUUGUUUUACUGUAGUAAAAGCUGGUAAAUGGUUUGGUAAUAUCUCAAAUGAAAUGAAGCGGUUUAGAACUGUUCUGAUUGUUUCAUUACGACAGGAGAUCAGUUUUCACUUUUGUGCUUUAAUUGUCGUGAAACAAAUCUCAAUGGUGCUGAGAACAGGCUUCAUGUUGUGGAUAAACAUCAUCCCUUUACCUUCUGCUCACCUCCAAUCAUACCGAUGUUUCCUUUUUAUUGUCUUGAUUUUUAAGAAGAAUCUGCUUCUACCUUCUUCAUUUAUGGUCAGCGUCUGAAGUAAGUCAUGUUAUUCGUCAUGUUCAUAAAUCUGUAGAUGCCUGAACUUCUCGUGAGGGCUCCUCUGCAUCUGAUUGGUCGCUCAGUCGGUCAUGUGCUGUUUACACUUGUCGUAUGAAGACUGCAGGCGUGUACAACUGAAGAAAAAAAAAUUCAACCACUUCAAAAACUGAAUCGUGACACAUUGCUUUUCAACACGGCUGUAAUGUCCUGUGUCAGUGGAGGUCCAUUUCAAUCGUAAAGAUUCUGAUCUCAGAUCAGCCUCUUUUACGUGACACAGCGGUUUAUUUUCACAUGUUUGUCCAUCACGUUUCACGUGUACUGUAUUUAGCGUUUUUAUAUUAAUUACUUUAUCGUAUUAACUCUUCUGUAUGUUCUAUGCAUUCUGAUGUGAAUUUUAUUUUAUUUUUUCAUGUUGAAACAACACUACAGUCAUGAGCGAUUAAAACUCAUCACCUGAACACGUGACUGCCAGUCACCAGACACGUGCAAUAUUAAAUUAGAAACUGAAUAGUGAUAUUUUUCACGUGUAUGAUAUUGUAAUAGAAAGCAAAUCCAUCUGCAUGUUUGCCUAAAGGACACAUGUAUUUAUUGAGUUCAACUGAAUAUUUAAAAUUGCAAAGCAAUAUCAGAAAAAUGUAAAAUGACUUUUUUUUAAACUACAAGUUCGCUUUUACUCUGCUUUUCCAGUCACUGUACUCUUAAUAAAUAUUUUCAAUUUGCCUUUUGCCCCUUACAUAAAUAAAGUAUUUAA
Molecule: messenger RNA, 4773 nt
Organism: Triplophysa rosa
Lineage: Eukaryota; Metazoa; Chordata; Actinopteri; Cypriniformes; Nemacheilidae
Gene: jmy
Product: junction mediating and regulatory protein, p53 cofactor
Exons: 9
Coding region: 1056-3563 (835 amino acids)
Biological process (GO): 'de novo' actin filament nucleation; positive regulation of apoptotic process; intrinsic apoptotic signaling pathway by p53 class mediator
Cellular component (GO): cytoplasm; nucleus
Molecular function (GO): transcription coactivator activity; actin binding; Arp2/3 complex binding
Source: RefSeq, a predicted model, not a curated record